AUGGCCUCUGUCCUCCGCCUCGCUCGUCCCGCGGCUAUGCGCCUUGCUGCCCGCUCGACUCCCAUGGCUGCCCGCACGCCCGUCCGCAGCUUCACCACCUCGCGUCUAGGCCUCGCCAAAAUGUACACCAAGGACCACGAAUGGAUUGACCUGUCUGCUGACCGCAAGUCUGGCGUUAUUGGCAUCUCCGAGUACGCUGCCGAGCAGCUUGGUGACGUCGUCUACGUCGAGCUUCCCGAGAGCGCCGACGAUUUUGUCGACCAGGGCGACGCUAUCGGUGCCGUUGAGUCGGUCAAGUCGGCCAGCGACAUCAAUGCUCCCGUCCGCUGCAAGGUCACCUCCGCCAACUCCCUGCUUGAGGAGAAGCCCGCCACCAUCAACCAGGUCCCCGAGGACGAUAGCAACGGCGGCGGCUGGAUCGUCAAGGUCGAGAUUGACGAGGAGGGCGCCAAGCAGGUCGACCAGCUCAUGGACGCCGAGGCCUACAAGGCCUUCAUCUCCGAGUAA
Cordyceps fumosorosea ARSEF 2679 is the source of this 507-nucleotide messenger RNA. Its product is annotated as Glycine cleavage H-protein. NCBI's taxonomy places the organism in Eukaryota, Fungi, Ascomycota, Sordariomycetes, Hypocreales, Cordycipitaceae. Gene Ontology annotation, cellular component: cytoplasm; mitochondrion; glycine cleavage complex. Gene Ontology annotation, biological process: protein lipoylation; glycine decarboxylation via glycine cleavage system. The transcript is spliced from 2 exons. The record is from RefSeq and is a predicted model, not a curated record. The coding region runs from base 1 to 507 and encodes 168 amino acids.